AUGUCUGCCUCCGGAAGAAGUGCGGAUAACGGGUCUGCCGUGAAAACAAGACGUUCGGCGCGUCUUGCAGAAGUUGACACCGUGGAUCUCACCCAGGAAAUCGAGGUCGAGGAAGUCACUCCCCACGAAAAGUAUGAGGAAUCCACCAGUCUGGCUCUUCUCAGCUUGGAGGCUUGGUUGGCUCCUCUCGUGUUCACCAUUGUUGCAUUUGUAUUGAGAGUUUACAGAAUCUCUGUCAAUGAUGCUGUGGUGUGGGAUGAGGCUCACUUUGGUAAGUUUGGUUCUUACUACUUGAGACACGAGUUCUACCAUGACGUGCACCCUCCAUUGGCCAAGAUGAUGGUUGGUCUUUCCGGAUGGUUGGCCAACUAUAAUGGCUCCUGGGACUUCCCUUCUGGAGAGAUUUACCCAGAGUACAUCGACUACACCAAAAUGAGAAUCUUCCAGGCUGUCUUUUCCACCUUGUGUACUCCUUUGGCUUACUACACCGCCAAGGAGGCAGGCUUGUCAAUUGCAUCUACCUGGUUGUACACCAUCAUGGUAGCUUUUGAGUUGUCUUAUGUUACCUUGGGCAAGUUCAUCUUGCUUGACUCUCCGCUCUUGUUCUUCACCGCUACUACUCUUUACACCAUGACCAAGUUUAACACUGUCAACAAUGUUGGAAUUGACUUCUCCCGCAAGUGGUGGAAGUGGCUUCUUCUCAACGGUGUUUCCAUCGGUCUCGUCUGCUCCACCAAAAUGGUGGGUCUUUUCGUCACUACCUUAGUGGGUAUCUACACCGUAGUGGACUUGUGGAAUAAAUUUGGCGACAAGACCAUGUCUUGGGGCAAGUACACCUACCACUGGAUUGCUCGUGGUAUCUCCUUGAUCGUGAUUCCAAUUCUUAUUUUCUUGUUGGCUUUCAAGAUCCAUUUCGAUUUGUUGUAUAAGUCAGGAACAGGUGACGCUAACAUGUCUUCUUUGUUCCAAGCCAACUUACUUAACUCAGAAGUCGGAGGCGGCCCAAGAGAUGUCACUAUUGGACACUCUGUUGUCACUAUGAAGAACCAAGGCUUAACUGGUGGUUUGCUUCACUCUCAUAUUCAAUCUUUCCCUGAGGGAUCCAAGCAACAACAAGUCACUACUUACUCUCACAAGGAUUCCAACAAUAACUGGAUCUUCCAAAGAGCUCGUGGCGUCGACUUUUACAACGUUGAGGAGAACCAGGAGCUCGAAUACGUUCAUGAUGGUAUGGAGCUCAGAAUCAUUCAUCCUUCCACUGGCAGAAACUUGCACACGCACGAAGUUGCCGCCCCUGUAGCUACAUCUGAGUAUGAAGUUGCUUGUUAUGGUAACUUGACUGUCGGUGAUCACAAGGACAACUGGGUUGUAGAGAUCAUGGAAAACUACGGAUCCGAAAAUAAGAGUAGAUUACACCCAUUGUCUUCAUCAUUUAGAUUGAAGAACCCAGUUAUGAACUGUUACUUGGGUGUCACAGGUAACUCCUUGCCAGCUUGGGGUUUCAGACAAGGUGAGGUUGUUUGCUUCAAGAACCCAUUCAAGAAGGACAAGAGAACCUGGUGGAACUUGGAGACCAACGAGAAUGCAUUGUUGCCAAAUGCUCCAGAGGACUUCCAAUUGCCAAAGACCAAAUUCUUGAGAGACUUUAUCCAGCUCAAUUUGGCUAUGAUGGCCACCAACAAUGCUCUUGUGCCAGAAGUUGAAAAGCAAGAUGACUUGGCCUCUCAAUGGUGGCAAUGGCCAACUUUGCACGCGGGCAUCAGAAUGUCUUCCUGGGCUGAUGACAGAACAAAGUAUUUCUUGAUUGGAUCCCCAGCUACCACCUGGACUUCUACUGCAGGUGUUAUCUUGUUCUGUUUCAUCACUUUGUACCAUUUGAUCAGAUGGCAAAGACAGAUUAAUGAUUUCCCAACUAAGAACAGCGUCAAGGUUUUCUUGAUGAGCGGAAUUUACCCUAUGUUUGGUUGGGGUUUGCACUUCAUGCCAUUUGUUAUCAUGGGAAGAGUUACUUACGUUCACCACUACUUGCCAGCAUUGUACUUUGCUAUGUUGGUUUUCGUCUAUGAGGUCGAGGCUUUCACUAGAAGAUACAAGUCAACCCCAGCUAUCUACAUUGGCAUUUAUGUUGCUUUGUACGCAUUGAUGAUCGGAACCUUCUGGUACUUCAGAUGGAUUGCAUGGGGUAUGGAUGGUCCAAAGGAGGACUGGACUCACUUGAAGCUUUUGGAGUCGUGGAGAGUCUCUGAUGACGAUUACAUUUGA
Australozyma saopauloensis is the source of this 2262-nucleotide messenger RNA. It is a transcript of the gene PMT2, whose product is annotated as dolichyl-phosphate-mannose-protein mannosyltransferase. NCBI's taxonomy places the organism in Eukaryota, Fungi, Ascomycota, Pichiomycetes, Serinales, Metschnikowiaceae. The record is from RefSeq and is a predicted model, not a curated record. Gene Ontology annotation, cellular component: membrane; endoplasmic reticulum. Gene Ontology annotation, biological process: protein O-linked glycosylation via mannose. Bases 1 to 2262 code for a protein of 753 amino acids. The transcript has a single exon. Gene Ontology annotation, molecular function: dolichyl-phosphate-mannose-protein mannosyltransferase activity.